AUGGCUGAUAUAAAUCCCAUCCUGGACACUGCGGAGUUCACACCUCAUGAGGGAGUCUCAAGUUUAGGUUUUGUUGGCCGCACUUUCCUCGACCUUUUAGCAUAUGCAUUAAAUGGAUGCAACAAACUUAGGAAGAUAUGUGACAUGGAGGCCCUAACUCUGUGGGACCCAGGAUAUGCUGCUGCUUCUGGAGCCUCAGAGGUGGGGUCUCUGCUGAUCACUGUGGCGCAUCACAGGAGGAAAGAAGCCGCCCCCAAACCACCCACGAGGUGCCUGUACCAUAUGUCUAAAGCAGGCCUUGGUAGUGGCGGUAGAAAUCCAGGCAUUGGUAGUGGUGGAAAUCCAGGCAUUAGUAGUGGCGGGGGAAAUCCAGGCAUUAGUAGUGGCGGGGGAAAGCCAGGCAUUAGUAUUGGCGGUGGAAAGCCAGGCAUUGGUAUUGGCGGUGGAAAGCCAGGCAUUGGUAUUGGCGGUGGAAAGCCAGGCAUUGGUAUUGGCGGUGGAAAGCCAGGCAUUAGUAGUGGUGGGGGAAAGCCAGGCAUUGGUAUUGGCGGUGGAAAGCCAGGCAUUGGUAGUGGCGGGGGAAAGCCAGGCAUUGGUAUUGGCGGUGCAAAGCCAGGCCUUGGUAGUGGCGGUGGAAAGCCAGGCAUUUGUAGUGGCGGUGGAAAGCCAGGCAUUGGUAGUGGCGGUGGAAAGCCAGGUAUUGGUAGUGGCGGUGGAAAGCCAGGCAUUGGUAUUGGCGGUGCAAAGCCAGGCAUUGGUAUUGGCGGUGCAAAGCCAGGCCUUGGUAGUGGCGGUAGAAAGCUAGGCAUUGGUAGUGGCGGUAGAAAUCCAGGCAUUGGUAGUGGUGGAAAUCCAGGCAUUGGUAGUGGUGGAAAUCCAGGCAUUAGUAGUGGCGGGGGAAAGCCAGGCAUUAGUAUUGGCGGUGGAAAGCCAGGCAUUGGUAUUGGCGGUGGAAAGCCAGGCAUUGGUAUUGGCGGUGGAAAGCCAGGCAUUGGUAUUGGCGGUGGAAAGCCAGGCAUUGGUAUUGGCGGUGGAAAGCCAGGCAUUGGUAUUGGCGGUGGAAAGCCAGGCAUUGGCAUUGGUAGUGGUGGUGGAGAGCCAGGCUUUGGUAGUGGCGGUGGAGAGCCAGGCUUUGGUAGUGGCGGUGGAAAGCCAGGCAUUGGUAGUGGCGGUGGAAAGCCAGGCAUUGGUAGUGGCGGUGGAAAGCCAGGCUUUGGUAGUGGCUAG
This is a messenger RNA of Bufo gargarizans (Asiatic toad), 1227 nucleotides long. Its product is annotated as glycine-rich cell wall structural protein 1.0-like. NCBI's taxonomy places the organism in Eukaryota, Metazoa, Chordata, Amphibia, Anura, Bufonidae. The transcript has 4 exons. Bases 1 to 1227 code for a protein of 408 amino acids. The record is from RefSeq and is a predicted model, not a curated record.